This is a messenger RNA of Gasterosteus aculeatus aculeatus (three-spined stickleback), 7004 nucleotides long. NCBI's taxonomy places the organism in Eukaryota, Metazoa, Chordata, Actinopteri, Perciformes, Gasterosteidae. The record is from RefSeq and is a predicted model, not a curated record.
AUAUAUUAUUUGUUUUAGCACGGCGGCCAUUCCCCUCUUUGAGCAACAUGUCGCUCAUGUGAGAAAAAGGGCGACAAAAUCAAUCAUACAAAUAAAAAACACAAAAAGAAGGGAAAAGGAGAGGAGGGAAAAACCCGUUGUCUUCAGGCUCAGGUGCAGUUCCCCUGUAGACACACGCGGGGGCGCUGUUCUGUCUGGUUGAUGGAGCAUUGAGCGACGAGAAGAAGACUGACGUACCGACUUCAAAAAAAAGGCGCGGGCGCGGAUCAGAUCAGAGACGGGUGACUAGUUGUCGAUGCAAUGGCACUGACGGAAGAACUUUUAAAACAUAUUAAGGCGUUCAAAUACACAUAAGGGCAGAAGGAAAAUUGUGAAACGGAUGCAGAAACGUGGUAUCCUGACGACGACGAUGUGCGCAAAAUGCAACCGUAGCAUGUCUGGUGAAAUGCCAAGGAUGGGCUGUGGUGGCUCUGUAAGCAUCAUAAAAGUUUCCCAAAGUCUGUAAGUAAUGGCUCAAUAUUCACCAAGUCUCACAUCGCUCUGAGAAAAUGGCUUGAGUUCAUGCACAGGAAUUCCGUUCCACCAGCCCCUCAAAUUUUAUUUGCAUUGUGGGUGAAGCCUCUUUGCCCUCAGCCGCUGGGUUGAACGGACCUGAUGACUGACUGGUGAAGGUUCCUGGGAUCCCCCGUGGUGAAGUGACAGUGUUCACACCUCCACAACUCAAUCCUCUCUGCUUCUGAGAGCUCAAGUGUCCUUUUGUUGGGUAUCAUUUAAUUGGGUUCUCUUAGUCUCCCUCUGCCAUCAGGUUGGCGUGUGAUUUUGAAUAAAUUGUCUAAAUCUAUUGGAUAGAUAGCCAUGAAAAUCUGGUGCACCUCAGGAUAACAUUUUAUUCAUUCAUUUAAUGUGGUGACAUCGUCUGGUGGACAUUUCGUUUUCUUCAUUUGCCCAAAUACCUCCAAAACUAAUUACAUUCAUAUUCACCUGCGCUUCUGAUAUGUGUUGUUUUUAUUGCCAAUAAGGAACUGAUAACAUGCUAAUGAGAUGGGGAAUAUUUCAAAGGUUUUAUAUGUUAAACACCAACAUGAUUUAAUUUUAAGUAACUUAGCAUGCUGACAUUAGCAUUUAGUUAAAAAACCUAGCAUUUAAAUGUUUUCACUGAAUAAACUUUAAAACACCAACUACUCGUGUUUGUUGUUUGAAAUGUCAUCAUUAGUUUUCAUUUACAAAGAAUAAAUGUUUUCCUCUCUGGUACAUUCAGUGAUGAGGAGACGAGUACAGAAGCUGAUAAACACAAACAAGAAAAAUAUAGAAAUAGUCAUAAUCUACCAUCUCAAAGUGUCAAUGAGUCAUCACUUCAAAAACCUUUCUGAGAACACAACUUACAGGAGUUGCACACUGAACUAUUAAACCAUUAAAACCACACUGUAUGCUUUGGAUAAAAGCAUCAGCUAAAUGAAAAUGUUAAACUAAGUUAAAUAAUAUACUGAAUAUUUAAAUGUCACUUCAAAUGUUUAUACAAUCUAAUUCAUAGAUGCAGAAAGCGGGAUGAGCAGCGGCAUCAUCUUGCCAAGGUUGUGUUGACCCCACAAGAAGCCAAUGCCAUAUUCAUUGAGUUUCAUGACAGUGACAUUGGAGCGCACUGGGAGGUCGACAAGACCAUGGAUGCAAUUCUGCAACGGUUCUACUGGCCUGGCAUGAAGGCCCACAUCGAGAAAUGGAUUGGCCAGUGUGAUGCCUGCCAAAAGAAGAGGACCUCUAUAAAGGAGAACAUGCUAUACAAACCCAUAGAGGUGACUCAAGCAUUUGAAUUGGUUGGGAUGGACUUGGUCGUAAGCUAAAAUGCACCAAGAAUGGGUGUCAAUGCAUUUGUGUGAUGGUGGACUAUUUCACCAAGUGGCUUGAGGUGUACCCACUGAAAACCAAAGGAGCGGAAGAAAUCUCCAUGUGUGUAAUGGAUUUCUUUUAUAAAUAUGGCGCCCCAAAGCGUAUCCUCACCGACCGUGGAAAGGAAUUCGUGAACAAAGUAAGUUUAAUUUUGACGCAAGUAAUAUUACUGUAUUCGUGGUCCCAUUACCAAUGGAAGAAGCAUCAUGGUAUUCAUUACAUUACAUUACAUUACAUGUCAUUUAGCUGACGCUUUUAUCCAAAGCGACGUACAAUAAGUGCAUUCAACCAUAUUCAAAAUAAGUUGUCCUCUUGUGCAUUAUAACAUUAUUUAUCUAAGAUAUAUUCCAAUAACCACUGUUGAUCUACUUCGAGACUGACUUUUUAUUGCCAUUAAUAAUUGUUUUCCUCUAUUUUUUGAAAAGUUUUUUAAAAAAUGGUCCAGGAUCACCCCGGUGACUGGGACCGAUAUAUUAAGUCCACUGUGUUUGGUCUAAGGACGAAGAAACAACUGACCACAAAGAACUCCCCAUAUUUCCUCAUGUAUGGGAGGGAAGCUCGGUAUCCCUCCGAAAUACCGGUCGAGUGGCAGCCAUCAGAGGACCGUAUUGGUGCUCUCACCAGGAAUGAGGAGGUUUCCAACCACAUCACAGACCAAAAGGAUGUGUAUACGAAGGUUGCUGCAAAUCUGGCAAAAGGCCACGAUCGUGUACGCAAAAGAAAGUUGGCAAAGGGGAAUGAUGACUGCUUUGUUGUGGGGGACGAGGAAAAACAUAAGGGAAGAGCAAAGAAAAGGGGGCAAAAUGGACAUGAUGGGUCCAUAUACCAUAACUAACAUUGAUGACAAAAGUGCUCACCUUAUAAGCAACAAAGAAAAGAAAAUCCUGAAAAUUAACAUCGACCAUCUCAAAAAAUAUGUGGAACCUGAAGAUCGUAUUCCAGGCAAAUAGAUGGCAGCGGCUUCUUCUCCUCCACCUCUGCAGUCCAACUCCCUAGCCGGUCUCCUUGACCUCCACUCUACACUCCCCAGAGGAACUCAUAGCUGACAUCUGGGCGGGUAAACGCCCAGGUGUGCUGUGGAGCAAAUUGGGGCCGUAUAAAAUAUUUGCCGGAGACUUGCAGAACUUGGCCCCCGGAAGGGAAAUAGAGAGUGAGGUACAGGCGGUAAAAGUGUUUAUCCUUUUAUUAUUUUGCCAACAGUAUUUAACACCUUUCAAUCAUUACUGAAGGUUUUGAAUGCAUACAUUCAUAACGUCUUGGAGCUGCAAGAAUUUAAGAUAAAAGUGCGUUAUCUAGACUCCUUCCAGAUGACUUCUAAUGUGGGAAGGCUGUUUCAGGGAAUUAAUAAAGCUGGACCCGUUGGCCUUCGAUAUCCUCAUCGGACCGGUUUGCGACAAACGGCACUGGACACUUGUGGUAAUUUAUCCAAAAGAACACCGGGCGGUUUACCUUGAUCCGUUAGGUGAAAGAGCCUUCAUGAGAAACAAAAAUAUCCAUGUGUCAAGAUGGAGUUGCUCAACCGUGAGCCACCCGAGACAGCAAGACUCGAUAUUCUGUGGGGCGCUUGUCUGCAAGGUAAGAGUACGGGAGACCCUUUGGUGGUUAUUGCAUGUUACUCAUUUAAAAAUACUGAGUAGUUUGCAGAACUUAUUUUAACUGGUGGCCAGUUUAAUUUCUCUACUGACGAGGCCACUACAACUCUCUUGUGAAGAGAGAUAGUUUGCAGUCUGGUCAGUGACUCAGGUUUGUCUUUUCCUGUUAAUGUUUUGUCACAUGCACUUAAUUGUUCAUUUAAUUAUGUUGGGGGAAAAUUGUUGAGCCUGCGUUGGGUGAGGCUCUCAGGAAUGUGACCUUUGAUGUGAGCCGGUGACUUAAGGCAGUCCAGGGUGAGAUAAGACACAGAUGGAACCAUACGUGCCCUGACUGACCUUUUAGAUGCUGUUGAUUGACCGGGUCCCUUAAGGGAGGGUCACGGGGUCACAGAAUCUUAUAAAUACAGCAUGUAUAAGUGUGUUAAAAAUGGAGGGAUCACAGCAGUGCCAUUAAUGAAUAUUUCAUUUAAGAGUAAAAUCAUGAUUUCAAAAUCUGAGUGAUACAAACAAGCCAAAAUUCUAAUUCAAAAAGGGUUGCUUUUGAAUGAAAAUACAUGUGUUCGUUAGUAAGCUAGGAUCACUAAUUAGUUUUCCGUUUGCUCCCGCGGUCCACCGCACAUACAUGGUGACCCAAUGUUACGUUUUUUCCAAUGGCAGCCAAUCUACCGGCACUGCCUUGGCGGUCAACCUAUUGGGCACCCCUGGUCUAACCCCUAAAUCACGUACUCAUACUUUAAACAAUUACAUCUUAAAGCUCGGAUGAACGUCACUCUGCCUCCAGGUGAAAGCUCACCGUGACCUCACAACCUGGUCUCUGCAGAUUUGGUCCAGACACACGCACAGAAAACUCAAAUUCACUGUGACCCAUCAAAAAAAAACAGUUUCAAUUUUACCCAAAAAUAUAGUAUCGGAAAAAAAAUGGACAUUGGAUGCACAUUGUUAUUUUAUUUUCUGUGAUUCUAUUUUCUCCCUACUGUUUUUAUCAAUUAAUUGUAUUAAAAAAGUUAAUUUUUAUAAAUAUGAUACUAUGUAUGUUUUUUAUGUAAAAAAAAAGGAAAAAAAUUCUAUUAUUUCCGUCCACACAAUCUGUCGAUAAUCAAUAUAUGUUUUUCUCCGUCCUGAGAGGAGGAGAGAACGAGCAGGGAAUCACCCCACAGGAGCACACCGGGGCUUGGACACCUGCUUGAUGACAUCAUAGUAUUGAAAGCUAAGCCCCGCCCACCUGCCUGAUGCACUCAUUCCAUUGGCCGCUUUUGCGCUUAGGUCAUAGGGGCGUGGCCAAAACAUCAAAGGAAUGUGAUGACCUCAUCGCUUCUGGAAUACUAGUUAUAGCCCACAGGAGAUAGCCCACAGGAGAUAGCCCACAGGAGAUAGCCCACAGGAGAUAGCCCACAGGAGAUAGCCCACAGGAGAUAGCCCACAGGAGAUAGCAAUACUUUUAACAAAUCGGCAGUGGACAAUGUCGAAAAAACAACCUUGCGAGGGAGAUUUACUGGAGUUGGAAUGGCUCCGUGGAGCACAGUCUGCCGAUAAAAGGUAUAAAAAGUUAUACAAUCAAAACCAAUGCAGGGAAAUACUGGAUCUGAAGAGGCUGGUAGAAGCGCUCAAAGACGAUUUGAAAGUUGUCGAAAAGGAGAAUAAAGAACACAAAACGAAGUUCACGGCCACCAAAGAUGAAUACAACAAAACGAUCAAUACAUUGGUGACACUCAAUAGCAAUCUUCAGAAAGAGUUUGAACUGGUGCGAUCGAAGUCUGUGGAAAUGUUCAGGCGCUACGAUGAAAAACUGAGCCUGAACGAGACUGAGCUGUCAAAGAUGAAAGCAGACCAUGAAAUAAAACUGGCGGAAAUAGAGCUGAUGCACGAACAAGUGGUUGAUAAGCUGGUUUCAAACCAUAAAAACGAAAUGGAACACCAAGAGACUAAGCUGCAGUGUUUAAUACAGAAGCACAAUGAGUCUAUUUUAGAAAAAAACGUUCUGCAAGGUAAGGAGGCUACCCUUAAAAGUGAAAUGGUAGAAUUGCAGGCUGACCGUGACAACCUGCGAAUCCAAAUUGCCCAAUCCCAAAACGAAAUGUAUUUCCUCAGGGUAGAAAACAGUGAAAGGAAAGUGCGCCGCCGCGAUGUGGCCACGUUAAAACGCGAAGCCGAAUUAACUGCCCGGACUCUCAACAAUAGCGAAUUGGAGAUAGAGAGUCUCAAGGAAGAGCUCAAGAAAGGGAAAGAACGUGAGGAAGAGCUUGAGAAAGGAAAAGAACGUGAGGAAGAGCUCAAGAAAGGGAAAGAACAUGUGGUAGAGGAACUAUGCCUCCAUGCUCUCCUCAAAAUUAAAUCGACCAUGGGGAAGGAAAAAAAUAACACUCCUAAAGAACUAAAGAUCCAGUUAGAUCCAAAAGAUAAGGACUCCGAAAAGUUAGAAAAAAGUGAGAAAAAGACCAUCAACAAUCGGGCCGAAUUUCAAUCUCAGAAUUUGAAACUUGAGAAGGAAUUGUGCAAGGAGAGGGAGAGGUGCAAGAAGCUGGUGGCCUAUCAGCAGCACUUCAAGAUGGAGCUGCUGAAAUGCACAGAUUUGAUCUCUGACACAGAGAGGUUUAAAAGAAGUGUGAUCGAUCUGAAAAUAAAAUUCACCGACGAUGACGACUACAUGGUGCUGAAAAGGAUAGAACAUGAGAGGAAAUUUAUCAAUGGUUUGCAAAAUAAGUACAAGAAAGUCAUCGAUGUAAAGUCCCGCGAGGUGCUGGUUGAGAGGGGACGGUUUUGUAAGAAAUGUCGGGAGGUCAGCGACAACACACAGGAGCUGAAUGAGAAGACGGUUUUGAUACGGAAACUUCAUGAACAGAUCAAAGAGACAAAGCAGACAGGGUGGUUCACGAGGAAGGGUGCGGCACGCAACAAAGUUUACCCGUUAGCUUCAAUGGAAACCACACCCAGUAAACCCAUGCUCUUAGAUGGAUAUGACACACCUAGUGCACCUUUCUGUCUGAAAAGGAUGGAACCUGAGAGGAAAAUGUUCCAUGUUUUGCAAAAUAAGGACAAGAAACUGCUGGCUGAGAGGAGACCGCUUUAUGCAAAAUGUGUGGAGGUCGGCGGCAACACCAAGACAAUAAAUGAACCAUUUUUGCAGAUACGGAAACUUGAACAGACCAAAGAGACCCAUGGACCAGAAAUCGAGUUGCCAAACACGCCAGUGGGGAAGGUAAAAUGGUGGUUCACGAGGAAGGGUGCGGCAGGCCGCAAAGUUUACCUACCAGCUUCAAUGGAAACCACACCCAGUAAACCCACGCUCUUAAGGCCGGCGCACGCUUCUGCGUCUGCGUCGGUGAGUCAACGCGCUCCAUUCAAUUCAUGGUUCUAAAAGUCUUGCGUGUGUUGCAGAGCAAUUCACCGCCAGAACAACAGGCGGAGUGACAGGUUUUUGUUGAAGACGACCUGCAAGCGGUAAGCGACGGUGACGGUAAGCGUGUUGCGUCACUUCCUGUUGCCAGCGUGUUUGAUGUCAUCAAACUUUUCACAGCUCUAGCUAUACUA